AGGAAGCUUAGUACUACGAUGGGGCUGUAGAGAGUAAUCGUAAUCCUUGAUAUUCUGAUGAUCGAUGAUCUUGAUGAUGAGAGAAGCCAUAAGGGCGUUCUCUCGAAUCUCUAUAUCUAGGAUCUACGCUACGAUCUUGUUAUAAUAUACAGGGGCUACAGUAAGCGACCACAGGUAGAACCACAGAAAAACUCUGCCCUUACGGCUAGAGGCCUCGAAGAAAAAAGAAAAUUUACUCAACAGUUAUGAGCCCGGAGCAACUCUAAGUCGCAAAAUUGAUUAAUAUAUACAAUCGCAGAGCCUACAUACAUCCUAGACACCAUCAUAAUGGCAACAGUAAAUAGGGUAGGGGUGGUCCUUACAUCUCCCAAAGACUGGGAUGAAUGGAUCGAGACGAUAAAAACAACAUCAAUGAAAGCUGGAGUAUGGAGGUAUAUUGACCCGAACAAUAUUGAUCCUCCUAUUCUAGAGCCACCCACUCGUCCUGCCCCUAGCUUUGUGCGCGCCGCAGCACAGGCAGGCCAAGGGUUUGCAACAUCUUCAUCUUCGCAGCAAGCACCCGCAGGUGUGGCAACAAGAGGGCGAUCCUCUGCACAGCAACCUCAGCAGUCUGUCGAAGACCAACAACAACUUUCCUCCCAACUGAUGCCAAUCACAUAUGCGAGUUUGACCGAAGAUCAAAAAGAAGAACUUCGGAACCUACAAGACGAUUACCAACAUGAUCGUAAGAUGUGGGAGAAACAAGAGGAAGCCGUCCAAGGCAUCCGCACAAAAAUACAAGAGUCAAUCAAACGGGACUUCCUCCCGUAUACAUAUGGAUGUGAUUCAGCACAUGCGAUGCUUGUGAAUCUCAAAACACGCUUCGCACCUACCGACCGUGGUAGAAUUGAAGAAUGGAAGAGUGAGUGGAGAACAUUGCAAAAGAUACCAAAGGGGUCAACUGUCGAUGAUUGGCUUCUCCGGUGGGAAACAAUUUCUGAGGUGCAAUCUCUUCCUUGUCACCACCAUUUGUCAGUAUCUGGGAUAUGAGUCUCAUCGAUGAGUCAACAACAUAUUCUCUCACGCAAGUAAUCACCGAGUACAGAGCUUACCGUCGGCAAACACAAUUCCGACAGAAACCUCGGGGGGAGCAUGGAGUCUUCGCAACAAUGGAUAAUAGUGGAGAAAGUAGUGACGGAGUCUUUGCAGCAACAGACGAAAAUGACAAUAAACCUGCAACACUACAAGGCCGUACAAAUAGAAAUACUUCUGCCAGGCGAUGUCCGUGUGGAUCAAAACACAAAUGGAGAGAUUGUUAUUAUAUUGUUGAAUCAAAAAGGCACAGUGGAUGGAAACCUAAAAAAGAAACUGAGAUAAAAGUGCGGAACUACAUUGCAGAAAGACCAUCUUUCCAGUCUAUAAUUUCCAACUACUUGAGCCAGAAUGGAUCAGGGGACAACAGUCUGCAAGACAGUACAACAAACCCCACGGCAUUCACAGCCGUGUUCCCAGCAUUUCAAGUGUCGCAAAAGCCAUCAUCAACUUAUGAGCUUGCACAAAGUACAAUCCUUGAUUCUGGAGCCACGGUGCACGUCUGCAAUGACUAUGCAAAAUUCCACAACUUCAAAAAGUGUGAUAGUGAAACAUAUCUCCUCGCAGGAGAUCAACGGGUGAUAAUUGAAGGAUUUGGUUCCGUGAACAUUGAUGUUCAAAAUAGCAAUGGUCAACCAAUAACUAUCGCUCUUGAGGAAACAGCCCUUGUCUCCACUUUCCAUACAUCAGUCGCAUCACUACGCCGAUUCAUCAAAAAAGGCGUGCACUGGAACACGAAGACUGAAUGCCUUACAUACAGAGGCAAAAUAUUCUGCAAAACUCCGAUGAUACACAAUCAAAAAGCAUAAGGUUGUACCGGACAUCGAGAAGGUAUUUCAAACCUCAUUUGAACCAAGACGUGCCUUAAAAGGGACCGCAAAAGAGUGGCACAACCGCAUGGGUCACUUAAAUCAAAAUGCAGUGUACAAACUACAAGAAAACACAAGAGGAGUAGAGGUGACAGACAUGGACUACGACACAAACUGUGAAACAUGCAAGCUGUCAAAUGCAACCAAAAUCAUCUCUCGAAGAC
Molecule: messenger RNA, 2104 nt
Organism: Pseudogymnoascus destructans
Lineage: Eukaryota; Fungi; Ascomycota; Leotiomycetes; Thelebolales; Thelebolaceae
Exons: 2
Coding region: 1026-1880 (284 amino acids)
Source: RefSeq, a predicted model, not a curated record